This is a messenger RNA of Prunus armeniaca (apricot), 993 nucleotides long. Lineage: Eukaryota; Viridiplantae; Streptophyta; Magnoliopsida; Rosales; Rosaceae. The record is from the annotation of a GenBank genome assembly.
AUGAGUUGGGAUCCACGACCACCUGGAGAGGACGACCCAAUUUACGACUGCAUGGCUGUGUAUUUGGGGCACGUUGGUAGGAUUGAUUACUGGUAUAGGGUUGAAGAUGAGGGUGAAUUGAAGAGGAUGGAGUUUGACUCAGAAGUUAUUCAAAUGUGUGAAAAUGUGCCUGAGGUUAGGAUGAUUAACAUGUACAUGGAUCAUCGGGACAACAUUGAUGAUGUUCUUAAUAGCCAGACUGAUUCUAGCCUACCAGAGUUUGAUAAAGCAAUUGUUGUACAUGAUAGGUUGGAUAAAGUUACAUCCAAUGAGGUACAUAAGACUAGGAAACCAACUCCAUCCAUGAAUUCAGCUACUACCAAAGGCAAAGCAAAGGUGGCAGCAGUUGAUGAAGGCAGUCUACAACAUGAGACAAACAGAGAUACUUCCAAAGGCAAACAAAAGGUGGCAGCAGUUGAUGAUGAGUGUGUACAACAUGAUACCACCAAAGCUAGGACCAAAGGCAAACAAAAUGUGGCAGAAGUUGAUGAAGGGUUUGUAGAUGCUGAGAUAAAUGAAGUAAGAAGAUCUGUUAGGAAGAGGAACCCCUCAAUUCAACAAGAAGCUGAUGAAGCUGAUGAUGCUGACGAUUCUUCAAAAACUGAUGAUGAGAGUGACCCUGACUUUGUGGAUAAUGAAUACGGUAUUGAUGAGGAUGAUGAUGAUGAAGUGUUCUUAAACGAGGUUGACAUAGAUGGUGAGUGGGGUGGAGCAAAUGCUGAGCAAUCAAUACCAAAGCCUUCAUUUGUGGAAGACUUUGUAGAUAAUGAAGACAUGUAUGCAGACAGUGAUGAGAAGCAGCACCUUAGGAGAGCACCACAAUCAGAUGAGGAGAGCACUGGCCAUAGAUUCCCAGAGUUUAAUACUUCUUGUGACAUGGGAAUUGUGGAGUUUGAAGUUGGCAUGCAGUUUGCAAAUAGUUCUAGCUUCAAAGAGGCUCUGAAAGCCAUUUGA